Messenger RNA from Magallana angulata, 1926 nucleotides. RefSeq names its product limbic system-associated membrane protein-like. The record is from RefSeq and is a predicted model, not a curated record. NCBI's taxonomy places the organism in Eukaryota, Metazoa, Mollusca, Bivalvia, Ostreida, Ostreidae. The transcript has 9 exons. Gene Ontology annotation, cellular component: neuron projection. The coding region runs from base 356 to 1567 and encodes 403 amino acids.
CCGUCAUCGAUUGGAGAUUAGCCGAUGUAGCUCCGCCCAACGCACGCGGAAACCCUGCGUUCUCUGAUUGACAAACACCAUACAAAAUCUCUACAUUCUCUAAACUUAUUUCUCUAGUCAUUGAUUUGUUUGUACACUUAAAACAAAAACUUUUAGAGGCAGUUAAACUCUUUGAUUUUCUCUCCCUCUCUCAAUCUCAUAGCCGUGUCCUUCCAUAGAAAAACAACAUGCAAAUUGUGUCGCAUUAGAAGAAUAGACAAAACUGUUAUCACUUCUUUGGAACAAGGAUUAAAAUGAUUCUGUGAAUGAGAAUGGGAUUUUAAAGCAUAGUUUGAGCACAACAAAAGACUGGAAAAUGUUGAAUUGGAUUUUUACACUGCUUAUUUACAAACUGGCCUAUGUUUCUAAAUCAGUUGCAACAGAUUUACAUAGAAACAUCACAGUUACGGAAGGAGAUGUCGCCAUAUUGCCUUGUGAGGCUCAGGAUGAACAGAAUAAAUAUCAGGUGGUGUGGAUGAACCCCAAGAAAAUACUGAUAGGUAAAAACCAGAGGCGGUUUAUUGACGAUGCUAGAAUAUCAAUCGAACACACGCGGAUAGAUUACUGGAAUCUGCACAUCAGACAUAUCAGGUACGAGGAUAGAGGCGAGUACACGUGCACUGUCAACACCAGUCCCGUGCAGAUAACGAGGGUCAACCUUAUGGUAUAUGUUCCAGCCCGCAUUUUAGAAUCUGCCUCUAGUAAAGACAUAAACGUCCAGGAAGGGCGUGACGUCACAUUAUGGUGCAACGCAACAGGGAUUCCAGAACCUAAUAUCACGUGGUUUCGAAUCAACAACCACCACGGAACAUACAAGGAGCGAGUUGGUGCUAUUGGAGACACUCUGAUCAUUAAGAACAUAUCACGUCAUUGUGGCGGGAAAUACGAAUGCAUGGCAACCAACAACGUGAAAGCGGCAGUUCAGCAUACCAUUAAAGUGGAUGUUCAUUUUCCACCUGAAGUAAGCUUGAUUAACUUACACCAGUCCCAGUCGCUGGGCAAGGAAACCAUUUUACAAUGCGAUGUUUCCGCCUCACCUUUCGGAGUUAACAUCUGGAGGUUUGGAGACCGGGAGUUUGAUCAACCGUCGGGACCCAAUUACCGGACUGAUAUGUACAAGGACAAUCACCUGAAAGUCACUUUAUCUUUGAGGAUUCUAAACGUCAGUCGAGGAGAUUUUGGAAACUAUACUUGUGAGGCUCAAAAUAAAUACGGACGAAGUGAGAGGACCAUGAUUCUAUCCGAAUACACGGUACCUACAUUUAAUCCUAGCCCUGUGAGGCCAAGAACGACCCCAAAAGUUCUGUCGUAUUCCGAAACCAUGAAAAGAACUCACCCGGAAACUGUGUCCCAGAUCAAGAACGAUUUCGAAGAUACAAAGAUUUUUGACUUCUCCAAACUAACAGAAGGUUUGAAGGAAGUUGACGAUUCCAAGAACGCUGGCUACACAACCCGUGUGACCGUACAGACACUAGGAACAAUAACCAUGUUCUGGACACUUAAGUCAAUCUAUCCUGGAUUAUUUUGAAGUCAUUGAAUACAUCAAAGUGUGAAAUGGCCAAAAUAUUUAUAAUCAGAGAAUAAAAAAAGUAUGAGUUGUGUUAUGUGCUUGUGAUCAACGAAGACAGUGUUUGGAAAAUAGACCUAUAGACCUGGAAUCUUGAAUCAAAUUCAGCACUUGUACAGCAUCAUGCUUUCAUUCCCGAUUCAGCAUUCACAGACACAGACGAGGUGUCUGUAAUUUGAAGUCUUCUAGUGCUAAUGUGUACCAAAAAAAAUAAACAACUCGUGCAUCAUGUGACGUUUCUGUGGGUAAAAGCUGUAACCUAGUGUAGUAUGGAUAUUCCUAAACAGUUGGUGUUAUUUUGGGGACGGUGGUAGGUGUGU